AUGGUUCGAUCGAGCCCGUGGGCGGCGCCCUCGGACCUCUUGGCCCGAGAGCCUCGAGUUGUUUGCAUCUCGGCAUCUCGGCUCAAGUGUAAGAACACCUUGCGAGGGGCUGGGGUCGAGGAACCGAUGGCCAUUGGACUUGUGCAUCUCUUUGAGGCUGGCCUACUGCUCAUGAACGCAGCGGCCAUCCUGAAUGAGAAGAGAUUUUUGCGCAAGUAUGGCCUUGACAGCGCCAUCGUGGGCGAGAAUCUGGGACCCAAGAACCAGGUUGCGAGCUUUCUGCACGCCAUGCGCACCUUCAUGAGAUACCCUCUCGUCGCCAUGAACGUCCUGGUCAUCAUCUACGAGAUGAUACUUGGGUGA
Messenger RNA from Effrenium voratum, 363 nucleotides. Lineage: Eukaryota; Dinophyceae; Suessiales; Symbiodiniaceae. The record is from the annotation of a GenBank genome assembly.